AUGGACAAUCUGGACGAGCAAAUUCAGUGCUGGACUACUGGGGACAAAUACCGUAUGGCGGCCUUUCAGGAUGAGGUCAUGCUGCGCAUACUGCGGCGAGUGGACGCCAUGUACAGCGAAAAUGAGGGCCUUGACAUUGAACUUGUCAAAGUGGUCUGCGAGCGCACGCUUUAUGGGUCACCACUUCGCGAGCUUUUCGUGGACUGGACAGUCAUGGUCACUUAUGGCAUUCGCCAUCCGAAAGCGGAGUGCGUGGCCCCAAAGACCAUGUCUCAAAGCUAUGCGGACGAAAUACGAAAGAAUUUCGAGAAAUUGGACGGAACGGGCUUGCUUCCCGAGAUGCUAGCGAAGAAGGCGCUGUACGAUUCGCGCGGCCGCUCGACAUUCACGUGGAGGGCUAACAUGUACAACAACGAUGACCCGCGGUGGACGAAGUUCUUCCUGAACGGUCAUGGGUUCGAUUGCACAUGCACAAAGAAUGGAUCGCCUCAUCACAAAUCUCCAAGCGAUGCCGCAGCAACUCAUCGAGAUCUCCUUCGAAGGAACCCAGUCCGCCCCGAUCCACGUCCAGCAACAGACUCUCGAACACCUUUCACCAUACUUCGCCACGGCACUCAAAAAAGAGACUUUCAUCGAAGGCAAGAAUGGCAAGCUGAGCUUUCGGCGGACGAAAAGGAGGUCUGGGAAGUGAUACUGCACUGGAUCUUCAAACGCACUUUGCCGGGUCCACAAGCCGCAGAAGACUUGGAACUCGCUGUCCGAUGCUGGAUCGCCGGUGACAAGUACGAGCUCGAGAUGUUCCAAGACGCGGUCAUGCUAAGAAUCCUGCGGCGUCUGAACUGGAUGGGUUGCGACGACCUGGGAUUCAAUUUCUCAAUCGUUUUGCUGGUGUUCGAGCGUACGGCGCCGAGGUCUGGACUGCAAGCGCUAUUUGCUGAAUGGAUGGUGAUGUGCAUGCAGGAGGAGGAAGUCCAUUCUCUGCCGGUGUUCUUGUCAGACAUUGUGGCAAGAUCAUUCAAGGGCUCACGGGCAUGCUAUAAGGUGCUCGACGGCACAGGGUUUUAUCCUGCCAUAAUGGAAAACCAGAACAUCCUUGACCAAGGUGAUGUACUAUCGUGGAGGAGAAACCCAAGCGAUAUACAUGACGAUCCACAGUGGAGGCAGUUCUUUGUGUCCGCGGCCGACAAGUAUGAUUUGCCCAGCAAACGUCAACGGACGAGCCAGGAGAGGCAAUCAAUGGCCAGACCUGCGGACCUUUUCGCUUUUCCCUUGCACGACAGCGGCGACUUCUUCUCGCGGCGCACGAAACGUGGAUCCCUUCAGUCGCUGGACACUUUAAGCAAGCCAUCGACACAGAAUGACGUGAGUCCUCUGGACGUACCCUCAGCGCUACCGGUUAUGGAGGACGAGGACCAGCUCAUCGACGACCUCCUCGAAAAGUCUCGACUGAUCAGCAUCUUCAUCGGCGGAAGUCACAAUGCGUUGCAGGUGCAGCAGCAGGUUCUCGAGAACUUGUCACCCUACUUCUCCAAUGCGCUCAAGGUGGAUCGCUUUAAAGAGGGAAGAGACGGAGUGAUGAGAUUCCCGGAAGAUGAGAUGGACGUUUGGAAAACUCUCCUGCAAUGGGUCUUCUGCCGCAAAUUGCCAAAAUCGCUCAACACACGCAACGGCAAGCUCACCGAAGACGAUCUUCAUCUCGCCGUCAGAUGCUGGACUACGGGAGACAAGUACGGUAUCAAAGACUUCCAGGACACGAUCAUGCUGCGCAUCCUCAGACACCUCGACAAAUUGCCUCUCUUCAAAAUGAUUGGCGUCCAUAUCGUUCUGAUAGCAUUCGAGCGCACGCCACCUGGGUCACUACUGCGAAAUCUCUUUACUGAUUUUAUCGUCAUGGCGGUGUACCGCAUCGAACCGAUGGCGGAUCCCGACGACCGUCGAAUCCAGCCUUCGGACCAUGUUCUCGCAAGCCUCGAAGUUCUAGAUGGAACUGGAUUCUUUCCAGCCAUGACGGCAAAGAAGACACAGUUUGACAAGAUGGGUACAGCUGCGUUCGAUUGGAGAUACAACCCAAGCUCAACUGACGACGACCCGGACUGGAAGGACUUCUUCCUGGCUUACGACGGCUUCAAUUGUUCUCUGUCUCUUUUCUUUACUGCCAACAACCACCAACAAACCACGACCAUGGACGAAAUGGAUCAGCUGAUUGCGAACCUCCAAUCGCCCUCGCAACGACUCAUCGAGCUCUCCUUUGGCGCCGAGCCUCCACUGAGAGUUCAGCAACACAUUCUCGAGAACCUCUCGCCGUACUUCAUCAAAGCGCUCCAGGACACUUUCAGGGAGGGCAAGACCGGCGCCCUACACUUCCAAGAAGAGGAAAAGGACGUAUGGAAAGAGCUCAUCUACUGGAUCUUCUGUCACACCCUGUCAAGUUCCAAAGACAAGAAGAACAUCCGCCUCGCUGUUCGUUGCUGGAUUGCUGGCGACAAAUACGGCAUUGGAGAAUUCCAGGAUGCUGUUAUGUUGAGACUUCUCGAGCGCCUGGACUUGACGGAUUGCACUGGUGACGAAGGCUUCGACGUGGGAGUCGUCUUCUUGGUGUUGGAGAAUACGACUUCGAAGUCUCCGCUACGAGACAUGCUCGUGGAGUGGAUGGCUAUCAACAUGCUGGAAGAGGGAACGGAGUCUCUGAUGGAGUUUUUGACGAAAUUCAUCGAGACGUCUGGAGAGAACGUGGGCGAAAGUUUGGUGCGGUUGGAUGGGACAGGCUUCUUCCCAGCGAUCAUGGCGAAGAAGGCUCUUAUUGACGAGCAAGACGAUGACAGUGUGUGGCGGUGGAGGGACAUUCAGAACGUCAAGGUGCGGUGGAAACAAUUCUUCGUUGGCUCUACUAACAGAUCGAUGAGGUUGCAUGUCUAG
Zymoseptoria tritici IPO323 is the source of this 2916-nucleotide messenger RNA. RefSeq lists its product as uncharacterized. The record is from RefSeq and is a predicted model, not a curated record. Lineage: Eukaryota; Fungi; Ascomycota; Dothideomycetes; Mycosphaerellales; Mycosphaerellaceae. Bases 1 to 2916 code for a protein of 971 amino acids. The transcript is spliced from 8 exons.